AUUAUGCCAUCCAUUAUAAAUACGAAACCCUAACUCUGCUCCUUAGCUGACUCAAAUCUCAGAAUUCCAAGAAAAAUCCCCAUUUUCCCAAGCUUGUUUCUUCUUCUUUCCAAUUUCUAUUGUUCCUCAAUCUCCGAAAAACCCAUAAACAAAGUAGAAAAAAGACCCGAAAUAUCGGUGUUGAUUCCCGAGCGAAGAUCGGAGCUUGUUCUUCGUCGUCUCGAAAAUCUGAAAGCUUCGGGCGAAAAUCACAGAGAAUCUAUGGCGUCCGUCUUGACCCGAACCGGAAGCGGGCCGCAAUUCUACCUCGGCGACGAGUGGAAGCUGUCGAAGAAAGAAAUCUCCGGCGGCGGCGCGUCGAGGAAUCGGAUCACGCGCUCUUCGUCGAUGUCAUCUUCGUUUUCCGGAUACGACAAGGCCCAGAAACAGGGGAAGUGCGCUUUCACGAGGAAGUGUGCGAGAUUGGUCAAAGAGCAGAGAGCCCGAUUCUACAUCGUGAGGAGAUGCGUCGUCAUGCUCAUCUGCUGGAGAGAUUACACCGAUUCCUGAAUCCGAUGGAUUUGAUCGGAGAUUCUCUGCCCUUCUGAUGAUUCCUGAUCCAUUUUGCGUUUUGAUUUGUUGAUCUUUUCCUGGGUUUUCGAAGAACAACAAGUGAAACCCAGAAUUUUUUUCCUAUGUUGUCUGGUUCAGAAUCAAAGUAGAUAGAUAUACAUGUACAUAAAGGCUUCUCUAUCUCUGGGUUUCCCCCCUUUUUUCUCUCUUUCGUUUUUGUUUUUUUAGGGUGAUUUAGAUUUUUUUUUAUUUGUGUUUUAGUUUUGUUUGUGCCCAUGAUUCUCUAUCAGAGGAAGAGACAGAGAGAGAUGAGGCUCUGUUUGUGUUCGAGUGGUGUUCAGUUUCAGUGUAUGGACUCGAAGAUUGUUCAUAUAUAUAUAUAUAUAUAUAUGUAUAUAUAAAAUAGUUCUGGUGUCGUAUUUGAUUAAAUUUCUCGUCAUUAUUUUUGUA
Tarenaya hassleriana is the source of this 1002-nucleotide messenger RNA. RefSeq lists its product as uncharacterized. Lineage: Eukaryota; Viridiplantae; Streptophyta; Magnoliopsida; Brassicales; Cleomaceae. Gene Ontology annotation, biological process: negative regulation of cell population proliferation. The record is from RefSeq and is a predicted model, not a curated record. The transcript has a single exon. The coding region runs from base 262 to 549 and encodes 95 amino acids.